Odontomachus brunneus is the source of this 3025-nucleotide messenger RNA. Its product is annotated as protein THEM6. Lineage: Eukaryota; Metazoa; Arthropoda; Insecta; Hymenoptera; Formicidae. The record is from RefSeq and is a predicted model, not a curated record. The transcript has 5 exons. The coding region runs from base 934 to 1656 and encodes 240 amino acids.
UAUAUCCUUUCCUUCAAUCAGACUGCUAUUUCGUACGCAGCAACCUUAUUCAUCGGAGCGGUUUACCUUGUUUUGCAAUUGAUUAAAAAUCGCGAGAACAACGUCAAAGUUGUCACUCUGAGUCUCCCACUAAAACUACAUCCGACUUCCUAGCCGAGUCGGAUGUUCUCGGCGCAGAUGCGGCUUUCUGGAAGGGAUCUGCCGGGGACGGCGGCUAGCGAGGACGUCGAUCACCAGUACGCGAGAUGUCAUCGACUGGGUAGGAUAUCUCGCCAUCAGGUGUGUCCUGGUGUCCUUUAUUGCGCAUCUCUCUCUCUUUUUCUUUUCCUUUCUCUCGGAAAAUCUCACUGGAAGAUUCGUGAAUUCCCGCGCGAAAUUUCCACCGCGCGAGAGGGUUGUCGGGGGCGUCGCGCCGAGUGUCAAAUGGGGAAAAAUCGUCGAAAGUGACGACUACAUAUGUGCAUAUGUGUGUGUGUGCGUGCUGGAUAGAGAUAGAAUAAAAGAGAAAAAGAGAGAAAGGGGAUGAAGACGAAUUCUCCUCGUGUAUAGAUAUUUUCGGGAGGAACAACAUGAUGAGCCGGAAACGUGUCUCGCCUGAUAAUGCGCCAGCAAACGCGAAAGCAUCGAAAGACGACAAGGCGUGCGGGAUGAAGGUUUAAACGUCGUUGGCGCGGCCGUGAAUCGCCCCAUGGUUCUCCGAAACGCCUGCAGCACAGGGUGGCCUGCGUUUUUAUUGACGAGAAGGGAGAAACUCCAACGAACGCCAUCAACCUCUUCUCCCCCUUGCCAGACGAAUCGAUAAACCGCUGCUGCGAGAUAUCGCGGCGGCGGCGUUGGCGGCAGCGGCGGCGAAGACGACUUUCCGAAGUACCAAGGCGAGACGGAAAAGCCGUCGGUUUCGCAGCGAUUCUCGCGGAGCAACGACCGGUCGGGAUGGUAGUGACGUGCUGGGUCAUCGUCGGGGUGCUCGCCACCGUUGUGCUGCUCUACGGCCUCGUCGAGCUGCACUACUUCCUGCGCAUGUUCCUCACCGUCUUCCUAGCGCGCUACUGCAAGAAGAGGGUGAACAUCCUCGACGAAACAGUGAUCUAUGCGGUCUGCACCACUACUGACUUGGACGCUCUUCUAUAUCACAUGAACAACGCGAGGUACCUUCGUGAACUCGACUUCGCGAGGGUGGAUUUUUACGAGAGAACAGAUCUGUAUCGAGAGGUUUGCUCUCAAGGAUCAGGCGUGGUGCAAGGAGCCACUACUAUUCGCUACAGGCGAUUCAUCAAACCGUUAAUGUUUUUCAAGAUAACGUCCAAGAUUAUUUAUUGGGACGAAAGGAGUUUUUUCAUGGAGCAUCGAUUUAUUACGCCUAACGACGGAUUCGUGCGAGCCAUCGCGAUUUGCAGACAGAAACUGCUCGAUUGUAGUGCCGAUACUGUUAUUGGCGCUCUAAUAAAUCGUAGAGUGAAGCAAAAUGAAAAUGUCGAGGCAAGUGUAACGCAGGCGCCUCCUGUGCGACCGGAGAUGCCGCCGGAAGUGAGUAGGUGGAUUGAGAGCAACGAGAUAUCCUCAGCGAUAUUGAGGCAAGUACCGAUCACGACGACGUCAGCGACGAUGGCAACGACGGCGACGACGACGUCGACGUCGAUGACAACGUAUUGCUGACAAAAGGACAUCGCGAUGUCCAGUAACGGCGUCGCUGUGGCACCAAUAUACGCGACUACGACUGUGUAACGUCUGCCGAGAGACGCGAUAUUCAUGACUUACAUUUAUAAUCUCUGAGCGAUGGAUGAUGUGUCCAUCAACAAAAUUCUAGAAAGAGAUCGAGUGAUCUUAUUCAGUUGUCUCCUUGUGAGAAGAUUUGGAUAAUUUUGGCGAUGCAAUACGAGAAUUUAUAUAUAAGAUAUUGAAAACGAUAAUAGAUACCAAAGGUCAAAAAUGUAUUUAGAAAAAUAGUAUUUAAAAUAUGAAUAUUUUAAAUUAAUUAAUAAUUAUACUUGUUUUUGAAGUUUGUCAAAAGAAAUAUAUACUGCUUAUUUCAUUACGUAAUUAUUUCAUUUAUAAAAAUUCUAAUUUAACUUAAAAAAGAGAAGCAUAGCGUGAAAGAAGUAUAUUUAUUCGAAAAUUUUAUAUUUUUUUUGUACAGGUUGUAUUGCUCUUACAUAUACAUUUGCGCGUUUUUUUUUUUUUAUAAAAUUUACAUCCCAAGUGAGUAUUCCACUAAGGCCUACAGAAGUCGUAUACAACUACGUGCGCCUACCAGCGAAAUGUACAGGCAACCCGUACUGACAUGCGUAUAAGUGUGACAUUGUAUACAUAAUGUGUCUGAUGAUAAACAUCAUAUAAAAUUAUCAUGUACGUGUAGAUGAGGUCAAAUUAAACACAAAAUUUCUUUAUCAUUUUACCAAUGAAUACAUGAAAUUUUGAGUUAUUAGUUAAAAAAGAUUGACGAAUGAUCACGCACAAUGCAGUAGAUGAACUGUGAUGGCGACCUUUGCCGUCGUGUAUCAUCCCAGAUAACAUGCAUGUCUAAAAGAUAUCUUUACGACAUCUUUUAGAUAUGCAUGUUAUCUGGGAUGUGGCAAAUAACCACGUAGAUUUUCAUUUAUUAAUUCAAGAAGAUCGGUGAAUAAUUGUACGCAAUUGUUUAUUAAUUUUUUUCAAUUUCUAACUAAAAAUCUAGGUCUUGGAUCAUGUAUUUGUAUAAAAAAUUUUAUGGUAUGCCGUACGCUACAACACGAUUGUGAUCAAUCGUUUCUCAUAAGAGAGUAUAUAGAUAUUCUUCGUAUAUCAUAUCAAACUUAUAAGACUAAAUUUUACAUCUUAUAUUUUUGCUCCGACUUUUGUCAUAAUAGUAACGUUUGUCCAAACCCGUCAAUUAUGCUUGAAACGCUGCAAACUUUAUUGGGAAAACAACGCGCGACUCAUUCGAUCAAUAGUAAUGAUGACAUACAUAUGCCGUUAUUAUCUACUAGAUAUGUGCGAACUAUUCGAAUUCGAAUCGAAUCCAGUGAAAUUCGAUUCGAUUCAAAUU